CCUACUAUAUAAUGUUUUACAUCGGACAAGUAGGUAUACCUCUGUACUCUGCUGAUUGUAUUUGGGUUAGAGGUUUAAAUUAGCUUUAUGUUUGAGCCAGGGUGCUAUUUAUAACAGCUUGAAAAAUACCUUCAAUUUACCAGAACGGCGUUCCGGUAGUAGUGAGAUAUCAUAACUCAGAUUGUAGUAAAUUGAAUUGCUUUGUUAUUUGAGUUAUAUGAGAAUUUGUUAUAUGAGCUCUGGUCCUACAAAAUCCGCCCUGGAUUUCAUCAAGAUGAAAUGUUUAUACAACUCAGUUUUAUUGUAAUUUAUUGCAACGGCUUCUUACGAGUGUUGUAGACGUACUUAGGAUUGUAAUUCACCCAAUAUCGCGUCAUGUCUCGAGUGUUUCGAGAUAUUAUUGUUCGUCUCAUAAUAUCACUUGUGACGUCAUAGUCGAUUGCGUUAACGAGAAUCUCAAGUUCGAAUCGUUUUCUGGAAUUUAAUCAUUCUAGAAAUAUUGCUUCUGAAAUUUAAUACUAUGACGUCACAAAAGAACGGAAUGGUAGAUUGUUGCGGAUUAUAUACGUCAUAAUACGAAAGUCGGAAAACACUUCUAUCAACGAAUGUCAGUUAUUUCGUAACAAUGCUACUUGUUUAAAUGGUGAGUCUAUGACGACAUAAACUAAUGACGCAUCCAGUGUUGCCGGGCAAAAAUUUUGCGGUUUGUUUCUUAACGAAACGGAAAAUAUUUUACCUGGCAACACUGGUCGAUGUUCGGAUGUAAGAAAGCGCUAAACAAACAAUGUUAAACGCGAUUAUUCCAUCACAAUAUAACGACGCGAAAGUAUUGUAACGCUGUAAAAACUUUUUCUUUCAAAAUCAAAGAAUUUGUGACAUCAUAAUCGACUAUUUAUAUAAACCGUCAUAUAACUUGGCGUCCACGUCACAAUAAGGACGCGAUUUCGAUCAAAAAGAUGAAAUCUAGUUUUAUUAAACAUCCAAUUUUUGUCGCCCGAGAAGUCAGCCUUCGAAUUUAGAUAAGCGCCACUUAUAAGUCCGUGGUUACUGUUAGCAAGACCUUGAGUGUAUGAUCGUAUUCUAGAGUCUUAUAAACCACGAAAGCGUCGGAGAAACCAAGUUUUCUUGACGGCUUAGUCAGCUCUUACAUCCGCCAUGCGCGUGGUUUAGUUAAGCCAGGUUUAGCCGUGUUUGGUUCGGUUAGACUGCGUUUAAUGGCGUUUGGUUUAGGUAAGCUUAGUUUUUAAAGCGUUAUCUUUGUUUAAAAUAUAUUUAAUGGCUUUUAAUUUCGCGGCGUUCAAUGAAAUAUGACCCUUUACCAAUAUAGCCCCUUACAGACAAAAUAGCUUAUGCAUCCUAAAGGUAUAAGCUAUGUGUAUCCCUUUACCUUGUCGUCUGACAAGGUUUUAGCAUCAGUUAUAGUUAGCGUUACAUCUGCAAGUAAGAUCCACCAAUCAACUGCAUGGUAACACGGAUUUGCUUAAAUUUAUUUAUUCGAGUAAAAUAUUUAUCCUUAACGUACUGAGACAAAGUUCUUUAAGAUAUACACUGUUUUUACAGCAAGCGUAUCCUUGGUCCGAUGUAAACAUUCGUCGGUAUUGUCCAGUUUUAAUUAAAGGUUUCCAUGUUAAUGAGAGACAGAGUAUUGUGGUUAAGUCAACAAUGUUGGAUGUGUGGAAAGUAUAACACGUGUUUGUGGUUAUAACAAAUUUUAUUUAACUUUUUUCUGAAUCAUCUGAGGAAGUUUCGUUUUUAUAUGCAGUUACAUUGAUAUAGAGAAGGCGUUGUUUUAAAUGUCUACAAUAUAGUACGUUGAGCAAUAUAUAUAGUGUUUAAAACACGUUACCUGUACAAUGAGGAAUGUCUCAGCAGCAGUUGCUUUACGGUCAGUUAUACGAGCUGGCGGAGAUGCAGGGAUAUCAUUACGAAGUACAAGGACGAGUGAAGUGUCAAGCUUCGUUAAGAAUUGUAACUUGGCGGAAAAUCAUGUCCUUAAAAAAGAGUUGAACAUAUGGCACAAAGAUACGAGGUUCGAGCUUCGCAAGAUGAACAAGCAACAAGACGAUAUGUACAGAUCGCUACUAAAGCUUAGUCGAGCUAAGAAGAUUAUCAAGAAGACUAGAACAGAUGACAGGAGGGACAAGGAAGAAACCAUGAAGUGGAAAAAGUCGAAACGAAGGAACGAAAGACGGAAUGUGGUUUCCGUGGAAGAGUUUCCGCAGAGUUUAGAAAAUGAACGUAAUAAUUUAAAUGAGUGUAUUGACAAGUUAUCCGUCCAAGAAAACUACCAAGACUUCGACACGUCAUCUAGAUUCACACGUACCCAUGUUCCUGCUGUGACAAGCGAGUGGUUAGAAGAACCGAACCAGUGUGUACCGUUAACAGUUUCAAAUUUAAACCAAUUUAACUUGGAAAGAGACGAAAUCGAAGAUGGCGAGACAUCCGAAGUGUUUGCAAAGUCGAACAAGUCUGGUUCGUCGCAGAAAAACCUUCAAAAACAAAUCGACGUGACCAAUAGCGCAGAUAUUGAUAUUUCUUUCAAGAAGAGUCAACAAUUAAACUCUACUAUGACGUCACAGAGUGAAGAUGAUGACGUCAUAAGCGCUGUGGCGUUGGAGAACGAGAAGCCGGCAAUUAGAAGAAGGCAAACAAUAGCUGGGGGUUUGGUUGAGGUUGUUUCGCAACCCCUACCGGGACUUUCCCUUAAAUCCAUCCAGGUACUUCCCAAGGAAAAACUGGGGCGAGUACAGACGGUGGGGAAAUUCCCCAUGUUACCCAGGCCCCCACACGCACAGCGGUUGAAAAUGACGAAGUUUUCUUCUAUGUCGAACGUGCUUGCUUUCAACGAGGACGACGAGCAAUCUGUAGCUUCUGUUGUGAAGACGAACUUAUCAAUCUCAGAGACUGAUGAUAUUCCUACUAUAAAUCAACUUAUUGAUUUGCCUGGUAAUAUGAAGGUUUCCGAUCCGCUGGAAAUAAUAAGAAUGGCAGACAACGACGUCACUAAACAAGAUGACGUCAGCACCGAUGACGUCAAAGUUUGUCAACCGAAAAGGAAACGACGACGAAAACGUAGGAAGUUGCAAGUUGCGCGUAAAGAUCCUUCUGUUGAGUUGAACAAUCGUUCAGCAAUCGAGGCGCUUGAUGGGAAGAUAUAUGACGUCACCGUGUACAAGAAAGACGCAGAAGGUAACUUGGAAGGUGACAACAUGUGUUGGGACACAACGAUUGAUGUCGCCAAGUAUUUUAAUCUGGCCAAGUUCUCAGAAAAAAUGAAAAGAGAAAAGUUACUUGGUGACGCAAAGGACAAAGAGACUCAACAGCGCCGUCGCGUGAGUGAAUUUUUAAAGAAAUUAUCAAUACAAGAGGAAGCGACUCGACAGGGCAACUUAGCGGUAAGUUGUUGCAAAUAUCCAAACCGUGAGGUGGCGGUAAUAAGCCAUACAUUGCAGAGGAACCGAGCAGCUGAAGAAGCAAGACUUGCGUUGGAGAAAAGAAUCGAAGCUUUAAAACGGGGACCCCCCAGAUAUGGUACUGGAGAAAAUAAGGGAAUUCCCAGCUACGUCAGAGACUACGUCAGGCCGUCCAUAAAUUCCCAGCGUAAACAACGGAAUCGGAAACGCUCAAGUUGGUCGAUACCAUCUCUGUUUACACUACAAGCUUGUAGUAACAGCAAGUUUGGGAAUUCCUUUAAUUCGUCCAUUCGUGGUUGUGGGGGCUCUCCUCCAGGUGGUUUCCCCGACGCGUCAUCGCAUCUUGUGAAUAUCAACGUCGAGAAAUAUUUGCUGGAAGUCUCGAACACGUGAUCGUUUAUUAAGCGUUAAUCGCGUAUGUUACGUAAUAAAGAUAUUAAACUUGUUACAAUG
This is a messenger RNA of Ciona intestinalis (vase tunicate), 3866 nucleotides long. The record is from RefSeq and is a predicted model, not a curated record. NCBI's taxonomy places the organism in Eukaryota, Metazoa, Chordata, Ascidiacea, Phlebobranchia, Cionidae.